Microdochium trichocladiopsis is the source of this 477-nucleotide messenger RNA. RefSeq lists its product as uncharacterized. The record is from RefSeq and is a predicted model, not a curated record. Gene Ontology annotation, molecular function: acyltransferase activity, transferring groups other than amino-acyl groups. Lineage: Eukaryota; Fungi; Ascomycota; Sordariomycetes; Xylariales; Microdochiaceae. Bases 1 to 477 code for a protein of 158 amino acids. The transcript is spliced from 2 exons.
AUGGUUCUCGACAUCCCAGCGAGCAGCUGGCGCAACCGCGAGUAUCUCGUUUCCACGGAUCUCGCGCUCAUCCAGACGGACAAGGUCAACCAGGCGUUUGCGUCCGACCUGAUGUGGUGGGCGCAGGGCCUGCCGCGGGAGACUAUGGGGAAGGCACUGGGCAAUUCGCUCUGCUUCGGGUUGUACGAGGUUAUUGGCUUUGCGAGGCUGAUCACGGACGGCGUGACGUUUGCGUGGCUGACGGACGUAUAUGUUCGCGAGGAAUACCAGGGGCGCGGAUUGGCGCGCUUCAUGAUGGAGGCUAUCCAUGACACCAUUUCUGAGUGGAAGUAUCUGCGUCGCUUCAUGCUUCUUGCUUCAGACUCGAUGGACCUGUAUCGCAAGACUCUCGGGGUCAAGGACUGGCGGGAACUCGGCACGGACGACUUGGGCGUGGGCGUGCUGGAAGGGCCGGGUGGAAAGCACCCAGAUCACUAG